ACAAUAGUGCGCGAGCCUUCACACAAAAUGUACGACAAAAUCACCAAUGGUUGGGUUCUGACAACCUGGGUAAACCGGUGCAGCGAAGACUUAGAAUGCCUGGACUUAGAAGACGAGCAGCCCCUUGCCCAACUCAGUUCUAUGCAAACAGACAAGAUGACUCUCUUCUUCACCGAGCUUCUGGACCACGACCGAGAUGACGUCAUCAUCGACACAGACUUCGAUCAAUUCUUCGAGCGGUUGGCGCAUUUUGCGGACUGGUCGCCUAACUCAUCCGAGUUCCACAUACUGCUUGAAGUCAAGCGUGAAUUUAUAGACCACUUCAUCAAUCCGUUGCCAGCCAAAUGGGGUGAUCUGCCGUAUUAUAGAAGAGUGUGUGGCCCCGAAGCGAGCGGGAUCAACAUGCCAGGCAGAACCACUCUGGACGGCUGGCUGGCACGCUGGGCGCUACACCUCAGUGAAAUGAAACGGUUUACAGACUUACCUCUGUAUCUGCAGUACCUCUGCAAGAUACUUUUCCAUGUCAUUGAUAGGACAAGCACAGGUGCUAUAACGAAACCAGCUCUAGCCGCUUUUUACCGGUCGGUGAUAGGCCUGAAUGCGGCGCGAAUUGACGAGAUUAUAGACACAGCGUACGAUCGCAUGACUAGCAAUGGUUACUUAAUACUGGACUACGGGACGUACGUCCACUGCUUUACCAACUGGCUGAUGGGCAAGAACCCCAACGGGCCAGGCCAGUGGGUCCUAGUUCCUCCAAAGGACUCUCUACCUCCGCCCCCAUUCCCCGUAGACUACAGCGCCCUCAACACGGAGCCUGCGAAGUUAGAACCCUAUGCACCAGACAAGAAGACUAACAGACAUUCAGUCAUCGUGUAAAGACUAAAAAUGUUUUUGAAGAGUAACUAUCGUGAGACAUAUUAAUUUAUUGGAAAUAACGACUUAAUCACGUGAAUUAUCCGAGGAAAACUCUACUAGAAAAGGCUACGCGACGUCGCCGUAACGCACACGCUGCUCAUGAAUAAGAGUCCCGUCGUGACUUGAAACU
Molecule: messenger RNA, 1045 nt
Organism: Spodoptera exigua (beet armyworm)
Lineage: Eukaryota; Metazoa; Arthropoda; Insecta; Lepidoptera; Noctuidae
Source: the annotation of a GenBank genome assembly